Messenger RNA from Helianthus annuus (common sunflower), 1241 nucleotides. Its product is annotated as inositol oxygenase 1. The coding region runs from base 164 to 1081 and encodes 305 amino acids. The record is from RefSeq and is a predicted model, not a curated record. Gene Ontology annotation, molecular function: iron ion binding; inositol oxygenase activity. Gene Ontology annotation, cellular component: cytoplasm. Gene Ontology annotation, biological process: inositol catabolic process. NCBI's taxonomy places the organism in Eukaryota, Viridiplantae, Streptophyta, Magnoliopsida, Asterales, Asteraceae. The transcript has 10 exons.
AGGAGUGGGAAGAAAUAUAGUUUUCAGGGAAGGACUCGGUGAGUAUGAAUUCUCAGGUAAGGACAUUCCGGCAUCUUAUAUAUACCCUCUUUUUUUUCCUAAACAUUCUGCCAUACACCCCACCCCAUACAUAUUCUUCUGUUUCUUUUUUUUUUAAUUUAAUAUGACUAUCAUCGUUGAAGAAACCCAAUUCGAAAAUGGAAGUCAGGAGCAGAUCCUCAAGAGCAGGGCAGAAACAGAACUGGUGUUGGAUGGUGGAUUUUGCAUCCCCCACACCAAUUCUUAUGGCCACAAUUUUAGGGAUUAUGAUGUGGAGAGUGAAAGAAAACAAGGAGUUGAGAACUUUUACCGUGUUAAUCACAUCAAUCAAACAGUUGAUUUCGUUAAAAAGAUGAGAGGAGAGUAUGAAAAAUUGAACAAGAUUGAAAUGAGCAUAUGGGAUUGUUGUGAGCUCUUAAAUGAGGUGAUCGAUGAGAGCGAUCCUGAUCUAGACGAACCUCAAAUCGAGCACUUAUUGCAAACCGCUGAGGCGAUACGCAAAGACUAUCCGGACCAAGAUUGGCUUCACUUGACAGCCUUGAUCCAUGAUCUUGGUAAGGUUUUGCUACAUCCUAGCUUUGGGGAACUUCCUCAAUGGGCAGUUGUAGGUGACACAUUUCCGGUCGGGUGUGCUUUUGAUCAAUCAAUUGUUCAUAGCAAGUAUUUCGUGCAAAAUCCUGACUACAACAAUCCCGCUUACAAUGGGAAGUACGGAAUAUAUUCUGAAAAUUGUGGACUCGACAACGUUAUGAUGUCGUGGGGGCAUGACGAUUACAUGUAUUUGGUGGCAAAGGAGAAUGGGACCACUCUCCCUUCGGCCGGGCUUUUCAUCAUUAGAUAUCAUUCCUUUUAUGCAUUGCACAGGUCAGAAGCGUAUAAGCACUUGAUGAGUGAGGAAGACGUCGAGAAUCUAAAGUGGCUUCAAAUAUUCAACAAGUAUGAUUUGUACAGCAAGAGCAAGGUUCGGGUCGACGUUGAGAAAGUAAAGCCGUACUACGAGUCUCUAAUCGACAAGUAUUUCCCUGCAAAGUUAAGGUGGUGAAGAAGAAGUUAGUUUCCUAAUGGUUAUGAAUAGGAAUAAGUGAUUGCUCAUGUAAGAGAGUUGAUUAGAAUACAAUGCAAUAGUUUCCUUCUAUGUAAAUGCAGUGUGUAUUCAGUUUGAACUACAUGAAUGUCUUUUAUCUUUCUUUUUCAAGAAAAAA